AUGGCGGAUCGCACGGAGGCGCAGCCAAUGCAAUUGCAAAGGAGAUAUGGAUAUGAUGCGAGCGAAGCAAUCGUAUGCCACUAUUCAAGCGCAGCUCCAAUCCUUCUGUCCACAGUCCUGCCCCAGGAGCGUGUUGUGGUUGACGGUGCGCCGGAAACAGCUGCCGUCCCCGCCUUUGACGUGCGGCGAUCGGGCGUGGAACAAUCGGUAUCUCGAGCUCGAAUCCGGUGUCGCGAAGCAGUAGUAGUGCUGAUGAAGGGUUGCGCAGUGCCUGUAGGCGCGCUGGUCAUCGAGGGUGUGUGA
Messenger RNA from Drepanopeziza brunnea f. sp. 'multigermtubi' MB_m1, 303 nucleotides. RefSeq lists its product as uncharacterized. The record is from RefSeq and is a predicted model, not a curated record. Lineage: Eukaryota; Fungi; Ascomycota; Leotiomycetes; Helotiales; Drepanopezizaceae.